Messenger RNA from Aspergillus alliaceus, 539 nucleotides. RefSeq lists its product as uncharacterized. Lineage: Eukaryota; Fungi; Ascomycota; Eurotiomycetes; Eurotiales; Aspergillaceae. The transcript is spliced from 2 exons. The coding region runs from base 119 to 400 and encodes 93 amino acids. The record is from RefSeq and is a predicted model, not a curated record.
AAUGUGGGUAUGGUAUACGAUGAUCCAGUGACUUUGACACUAUAAAGUUUGUACGAUUAUUACGCAGUUAUCAUUGGCGCUUGUGGGUGAAGAUAUAUCGGGUCUUUUUUCUUGCUGUAUGCUUUUGUUUUUGUAUGCAGCAUCCAAUGCCCUUGCUCGUUGCAUUGCUGUUCAUAUAGAACGUCUUUCAUUCCUUUCCGAGAUCACGCUCCUUACUACGUACAGCGAUUUUUAUUUAGCAUUCAUGGUUGGCUUGCUGUCUUUGAUUCCCCCGCUCGAAGCACUGAUUCUGCAUAGAGAUAGUGCGAGAUACGUCUCACGCUCUCUUUUUCUAUUCGAUAGCUUGGUUGGAGAAUGGUCUCAGGAUCCAACUAAACGGAAAAGCUUUCUUUUUCUCUGAUAUAUAACUGAAGCACUAGGUGUAGGACCCUGGGUGGAUAUAGUAGAAAAGAUGAAACGGCAUGGGCUCCUGUUAAUAUAACACUGUUGCCGUUGUCACUCCCUUAUGGGCAAGGAUUCACCCGGCGACGAAAAGAAAA